Sitophilus oryzae (rice weevil) is the source of this 2984-nucleotide messenger RNA. It is a transcript of the gene beta'COP, whose product is annotated as coatomer subunit beta'. Gene Ontology annotation, molecular function: structural molecule activity; protein binding. The record is from RefSeq and is a predicted model, not a curated record. Gene Ontology annotation, biological process: endoplasmic reticulum to Golgi vesicle-mediated transport; intra-Golgi vesicle-mediated transport; intracellular protein transport. The transcript is spliced from 15 exons. NCBI's taxonomy places the organism in Eukaryota, Metazoa, Arthropoda, Insecta, Coleoptera, Curculionidae. Gene Ontology annotation, cellular component: COPI vesicle coat. Bases 116 to 2845 code for a protein of 909 amino acids.
GGGUUAUGUUCAAAAAAAUUUUGACAACUUGCUGAUGUGUUUAUGAAAUCGUGUCAAAUUUAUUUGUAAAACCGCUUUAACAUCUAAACUUGGGCGGUAUUAAUAAUUUUUAACGAUGCCGCUAGGACUAGAUAUAAAGAGAAAACUAACAGCUCGCUCAGAAAGAGUAAAAUGUGUAGAUUUACAUCCAACAGAGCCAUGGAUGUUGUGUUCAUUGUAUAGUGGUAUUAUUAACGUUUUUAAUCAUGAAAAUCAGCAGUGUCUUAAAACAUUUGAGGUAUGUGAUGUGCCAGUCAGAGCUGCUAAAUUUGUACCCCGAAAAAAUUGGAUUGUUAGUGGAUCGGAUGAUAUGUGCAUACGAGUAUUCAAUUAUAACACAUUAGAGCGUGUACAUAAAUUCGAGGCACAUUCAGAUUAUGUUAGAUCUAUUGUUAUUCAUCCAACACAGCCCUAUAUUUUAACAGGCAGUGAUGAUAUGAACAUUAAAUUAUGGAACUGGGAAAAGUCUUGGUCAUGUCAACAAGUUUUUGAGGGCCACAUUCAUUAUAUCAUGCAAAUAGCCAUAAACCCAAAGGAUAAUAAUACAUUUGCCAGUGCUUCAUUAGAUAGAACUUUGAAAGUAUGGCAAUUAGGAUCACCUACAGCCAACUUUACACUUGAAGGGCAUGAAAAGGGGGUAAAUUGUGUUGAUUACUAUCACGGAGGUGAUAAACCAUAUCUAAUUUCUGGAGCUGAUGAUAGAUUAGUGAAAAUUUGGGAUUAUCAGAACAAGACUUGUGUUCAAACGUUAGAGGGUCACGGACAGAAUGUUACAGCUGUUUGUUUUCAUCCAGAGUUACCUGUUGUUCUUACAGGUGGUGAAGAUGGCACUGUUCGGGUAUGGCAUGCCAAUACACAUCGUUUGGAAAGCAGUCUUAAUUAUGGAUUUGAAAGAGUUUGGGCUAUAACUUGCCUGAAAGGAUCAAAUAAUGUAGCUAUUGCAUAUGAUGAAGGAAGUAUAAUGGUUAAGGUUGGUAGGGAAGAACCAGCUGUAAGUAUGGAUGCUAGUGGUGGAAAAAUAAUUUGGGCUAAACAUUGUGAACUUCAACAAGCAAAUCUUAAAGCUUUGCCUGAAGGAGCUGAAAUUAGAGAUGGGGAGAGGCUUCCGGUAGCCACUAAAGAUAUGGGUGCUUGUGAAAUUUAUCCACAAACUAUACAACAUAAUCCUAAUGGCAGAUUUGUUGUUGUGUGUGGAGAUGGGGAGUACAUAAUUUAUACUGCCAUGGCUCUAAGAAAUAAAGCAUUUGGUAGUGCACAGGAAUUUGUAUGGGCCCAAGAUUCAAGUGAAUAUGCUAUUAGAGAAUCAGGAUCAUCCAUUAAGAUUUUCAAGAAUUUCAAAGAGAAAAAACAAUUUAAAUCUGAUUCAUCUGCCGAGGGAAUAUUUGGUGGAUACUUAUUAGGUGUCAGAUCUGCAGCAGGACUGAGUUUUUAUGAUUGGGAUACAUUGGAACUUAUCAGAAGAAUUGAAAUACAACCUAGAGCAGUCUAUUGGUCAGAUAGUGGAAAACUCGUAUGCUUGGCAGAAGAAGAUAGUUACUAUAUUUUAUCAUAUGAUGCUGAUCAGGUACAAAAAGCGAGGGAUAAUGAUGAAGUGGCCGAAGAUGGUGUCGAAUCAGCCUUCGAUGUUUUAGGAGAGGUGAAUGAAAGUGUUAAAACUGGAUUGUGGGUAGGAGACUGUUUUAUUUAUACUAAUGCAGUAAACCGCAUCAAUUAUUUUGUUGGCGGUGAAUUAGUGACCAUAGCUCAUCUAGACAGACCACUAUAUGUUCUCGGUUAUGUACCAAAAGAUGACCGUUUAUAUUUAGCUGAUAAGGAAUUAGGUGUGGUUAGCUACCACCUGUUAUUAUCAGUACUUGAAUAUCAAACUGCGGUAAUGCGCCGAGACUUUGCCACAGCUGAUAGAGUGCUGCCCUCUAUACCAAAGGAGCAUAGAACUCGCGUCGCACAUUUCUUAGAGAAGCAGGGCUUUAAACAACAAGCGCUUGCCGUUUCUACCGAUCCAGAACAUAAAUUUGAACUGGCUAUUGCACUGGAAGAUUUGAAUAUGGCCAGGGCGUUGGCUAUUGAGGCUAAUAAUCCGCAAAAAUGGAGCCAGUUAGGAGAACUGGCAUCGAGUACCAAUAAUUUACAGUUGGCAAAGGAAUGUAUGCUGAAGGCCCAAGACUAUGGUGGCCUACUACUUCUAGCUACCAGUUCUGGAGACGAACACUUAGUAAAAACUUUAGCCGAGACGACCCAAGAACAGGAAAAGCACAACUUGUCUUUCCUUUCUUAUCUCUUGGUGGGAGACUUGCAGAAAUGUCUUGAUAUAUUAAUUAACACAGGAAGAUUGCCUGAAGCAGCUUUCUUUGCAAGAUCGUACCUACCCGAUAAAGUAUCAGAUGUGGUCCAGCUAUGGAAAGAAAAAUUAUCCGCAACAAAUGAAAAAGCCAGUCAAAGUUUAGCUGACCCCAAAACUUAUGAAAAUCUAUUUCCAGGUCUGUCUGAGGCGAUUCUCGCUCAAAGAUAUAUGGAAGGCCAAACAAACCUGGUUCCCGCAUCUCAGGCCAAUCAAAUCACUCCAAACCAUGAAAGGAACGUAAUCGCCGAGUUUCAAGGUCAGGGUUCGUCGCACGCUGCUGUUCCAGGCUCGUCUGUGACGCAGCCUCAAAAUAUAAUUCGACCGACGACCAGGCUACCCAUAACAAGCGCAGGAUCGUUACAAGAUGACGACGACGACAUUGAUUUAGAUCUAGAGGGCGUCAACUUAGACGAUAACAUUGAUACUACGGAUAUCAACUUGGAUGAUGAUCUUCUAAGUGACUAAAAUAAAUUAAGGGCUGAUUUUGAAACAGGAAAUCUAUUAUAGUAUUAAUUUAAUGUAUAUUUUCAUUCCUAUGCUUUAAGAAAUUAAAACUAUUGUCUUGUAUAUUGUUAUAAUAAAUACUUCUUUUAUUAGAUUUAAA